Molecule: messenger RNA, 670 nt
Organism: Prorocentrum cordatum
Lineage: Eukaryota; Dinophyceae; Prorocentrales; Prorocentraceae
Source: the annotation of a GenBank genome assembly
AGGUGGCGGAGGACGUCUCGGAGAGGGUGCUCCUGCAGGCGGGCGACAUUCUGGUCGUGAGCAACAAGCGCUGCCUGCACGCCUGGGACCGAGGGGGACGACGACGGCACCGCGCGGCCGAGGGCGCUGUGGCGCAGCACGUUCGCCAGCCGCGCGGCGAGCUCCUGGCCGUCGCGCGUGGUGCAGUGAGGCCGCCUCCGUCGGCGACGGGGCCCGGCAGCGCGUGGGGGGAAGGCGGCGACGGGGCCAUGGUGUGCACAGGGGGGCCAGCGGUUUUAAUCCCUGCGCCAAUGCCUGGAGGCGUCUGCUUCUCAUAUUGUACAGUUGCCUGCGAGAAUCCGCAGCAUUCAUCGUCAUCGCCCUCUUAUGUUUUCCUGUGCACGGGCAGGAGGGUGCAUGUUGGAGCCCGAGGCGCCCGCGGACGGGACAGUUCCGUUGCAGGCACCGUCCAGAAGAUUUGUUAUGAGCGCGUGGUUUAUCAUGUUGGCUCCUCGAGCGUGUUAGUACAUAGAUGUUUCAGCUUCGGCACGGUUUUUCGCCUCCGGUGGUUUUUUCAGCAACCGCCCUGGAGAGCCACGAGUAUCGGUUGCGCCUUGAAGACGCGCCGCCGCAGCUGCGAUGGGGCCUCCUCCUCAUCCUCAUCCUCCUCCUCCUCAUCCGCCUCCUCCUC